Molecule: messenger RNA, 267 nt
Organism: Leptosia nina
Lineage: Eukaryota; Metazoa; Arthropoda; Insecta; Lepidoptera; Pieridae
Source: the annotation of a GenBank genome assembly
AUGAGAGAGUUAUCCUUCCGUUGUGAUGUAAGUGAACUAAAAGUAUCCAGUGGUUCAAAGGAUAUUUUAGGUCCUGUUCUGGGUCCUAACCUAUACCAACUGCCAGGUGUUGACCUUGACUCGGCGCGUCACCUUGGCUCGGUCGAUCUACCCACAUCUAUUAUGCAUGACGCAUUCUAUUUGAAAAGCAAUUGGAUCUGCGAUAGCGGUACAAAGUGGAACCAUAAGAUGGCCACUUUGCAAUAUUUUAAAUACAUAUAUUUAUAA